Messenger RNA from Scatophagus argus, 4741 nucleotides. RefSeq names its product axin-2-like. NCBI's taxonomy places the organism in Eukaryota, Metazoa, Chordata, Actinopteri, Scatophagidae. The record is from RefSeq and is a predicted model, not a curated record. The transcript has 11 exons. Bases 612 to 3158 code for a protein of 848 amino acids. Gene Ontology annotation, biological process: negative regulation of canonical Wnt signaling pathway.
UCUGGGAAAAAAUCGGUAAAACGUGACAAAACGCUCACAGGUCAGAAAAUUAACCGAGUGACCUUUAAAAUAUUUUUCAUUCCAACUGACUGCAACGUAUCCGGGAAACUCCGGUGCUUUUUCGCUUUUUUUAAGAGGUCUCAAGCUGCAAUUGUUUUUUAUGUAGCUGUCGGGACCCGGCAGUCGGUUCCUUACUUUGAAGUGCGCUGCUCCAGCCUGUCGGCUCAGUUGGUGUUGGAGUCGCCUGCAGGAGAGACCUACAGUGCGGCAUGGCAGCCUGAAAGCGUAGGGAGGAGAAAAGGAGGAGGGAGAAGAGCGGUAGUUUUUUUUUCUUCUCGAGUGCAUUUUUCUAUCCGUAAACCGACUCAAACCCAAACGGACUGUAUGUGGACGCGUCGCGGAGACAAGUACUGUGGAUUAUACGCGCUUUUUUGGUGGAUAAAAGAACAACUGGAGUUUAAAUUUGAGGAGAGAACUCGUGGGUCGAUGAGAGAAGACGGACAGACAGACAGAGAGAAGCUCCCCCGCUGACAUAAGAGAGUGAGGAGAUUACAGUAGAAGCUCAGAGGAGGCGAACAACACACAGGCUCUCUCCUGCUACCUUCAGAGCCAUGAGCCGGGCGCUUAUGGACCAUAUCGUCAGUAGUUUCAGAGAAGAUGCUCCUCGACCCCCGGUGCCGGGGGAGGAGGGCGAGGCGCCCUGCUACCCCGGCAAACUCGCAAUGAUGAAACCCCUGGAACCCCCCAAAUCUAUUGUGCUCGGCUCUCCGGGUUCCUCGGCGAGGAGGAACGAGGAUGGUCUUGGGGAGCCAGAGGGGAGUGCCUCCCCGGAUUCACCGCUUUCCCGGUGGACAAAGUCUUUGCACUCCCUCCUCGGGGACCAGGACGGUGCUCUUCUCUUUAGGACAUUCCUGGAGCGAGAGAAAUGUGUCGAUACUUUAGACUUUUGGUUCGCCUGCAAUGGCUUCAGGCAAAUGGACCUCAAGGAUACCAAAACGCAGAGAGUCGCCAAAGCAAUUUACAAGCGCUACAUCGAAAACAACAGCAUUGUCGCCAAACAGCUCAAACCCGCGACAAAAACCUUCAUACGGGAUAAUAUCAAGAAGCAACACAUAGACUCUGCGAUGUUUGACCAGGCGCAGACCGAGAUCCAAACCAACAUGGAGGAGAACGCGUACCAGAUGUUUCUGACCUCUGACAUUUAUCUCGAGUACGUGAGGACUGGGGGAGAGAACCCGAAUCACGUCAACUCGAACGGUUUGGGAGACCUGAAAGUCGUGUGUGGAUACCUGCCCACGCUCAAUGAAGAGGAGGAGUGGAGUUGUGAUUUCAAAGCCAAAGCGCUGGUUGGACUGUCAGCGAAGACGCAGAGAGCCACCGUGUCCAUAAGGACGAUGGAGAUGAUGGACAGGGGAUACAGAUCAUACAAGAGAGGAGACUCAUUCAACGGCUGCCAUGUGGGCUCACUGGCCCCCGUCAGCAGCACCAACGACAGCGAGGUGUCCAGUGACGCCAUGACCGACGAUGCCAUGUCUGUGACUGACAGCAGCGUAGAUGGCAUUCCUCCGUAUAAACUGGGCUCCAAGAAGCAUCUACAGAGAGAGAUGCAGCGCAACAUGAGGAUGAACAGCCAAGUCUCUCUGCCUGCUUUCCCUCGCACUCGCCGUCCUCCCAAGGAGAUGGUCCCAAUGGAGCCAGCCGAGUUUGCAGCCCAGCUCAUCUCCCGCUUGGAGAGCCUGAAAAGAAAGCAGGACACCAUCAACUCUCUGGAGGAGAGGCUGCAGCAGAUUCAGGAGGUUUGUGAGGAGGAAAGAGAGGAAACGGAGGUCAUGGCAAGUGCUCCCCAGCUCUCUCCCCACCCCUUGACCCUCCUCCCUGGCUCGUCUGAUGAGGACCCCCAGGCGAUCCUGGAUGAUCACCUCUCUCGUGUCCUGAAGACCCCGGGCUGCCAGUCCCCUGCUGUCAUUCGCCACUCACCUCGCUCCAGCUCCCCAGAGCACAAGACCUUCACACGGGCAGGCUUUGGAGUCAAGACCCUGGUAAGGACAGGGCCCUCCAGUGCUUGUGUCUCUGGUCCCGACCAGGGAGCCAUCACUCUGGCCUUGGGCCCCAGCAGAGCCCUCGUAAGCAGACAGAGCACAAAACACAUCCACCACCACUACAUCCACCAUCAUGCCAGUCCCAAGACUAAAGAGCAGAUUGAAAGGGAGGCGGCCCUCAGAGUCCGCAGCCUGUGCACCAGCAGUGGAGAGUGUCAGCCCUGCCAGCCCUGCCAGCGCAGCCGCAGUCUGGGCAGAGAGAUGUGUGGGGCCGUCUCAACAGACAGCAAUAUGGGACGGUCCAGCUCUCUGUCCAGGCGUGUGUGUCGUUCAGGGGCUGAAGAUGGAGUAGCAGAGAGGUGUAUGGAGGACUGUGGGCCUUUACAGCUGCCCAGUGAUACAACAGACCCCACCCAGAAUGUCUUGCAGUGGAUCCUGGAAAGUAAACGGCAGGGCAGGCACAAGUCUCACAGUAACCAGGGCACCAAGAAAUCCUUUGGAGGCUCAUCUACCCAGACACACACAUGGGGUGGUGGUGGAAGCUGCGGCCACCUACGUAGCCACCAGCCAGCCCAGCCAUUCAUCCAAGACCCAGCCAUGCCUCCUCUGCCUCCUCCCAACACUUUGGCCCAGCUGGAGGAGGCCUGUCGCAGACUGGAGGAGGUCUCCACCAAGACCACCAAGCAAAGGCAUUCAAUGUCCAGUCUCCAGCAAGAGAAGAGCCAUCUAGUGCCUGUCCAGGGUGAGGGCUCCGCCCCUCCAUCUUUAGCCAAUCCCAGCCCUGCUGGCCUCCUCACGACCAGCCCCAGUCUCCAGUCAGAAGAGAUGAAGGAGUGUAAAAAAGGCGCAGGGAGCCACGGGAUGUGCAGUGGCGAGACAGUGGUGACAUAUUUCUUCUGUGGAGAGGAGAUCCCCUACCGGAGGACCAUGAAGAGCCACAGUCUCACCCUGGGCCACUUUAAGGAGCAGCUCCGCAAGAAGGGAAACUACAGGUACUACUUCAAGAAGGCCAGUGAUGAGUUCGAGUGCGGCGCGGUGUUUGAGGAGGUGUCAGACGACGGCUCCUUGCUGCCCACUUAUGAGGGCAAGAUCCUGGGCAAGGUGGAGAGGAUGGAGUGAGGACCUGCCCAUGUCGUGGAUUGAACUCCCACAGACGCUUCACACCUCCAUGGAUGUACUCCCUUCAUAUGCUCUCUCUCACACACAUACACACACACACACACACACACACACACACACAGAAAGUAUGUGUCUUUUAAGCUAAGACUGUAAUACUGGAGAUGCCGAAGGAAUGUUGGCGAGGCACAACGAGAUGAAAGACGGAGAGGAGAAAAGAAAGAAGGACAAGUUAUCGCUAUCACGGGACUAUCACGUGAGCAGCCUGCCUUGAAGUGAAGAAAGGAUUGUGUAUCGCAGGACUGAGAAAUGUUUGUGUUUGAUGGAGAGAAAACUGUAGAGACUCAAGGUGAAUGACCACUCCUCAAAGAAGCAGGGCGGUGGGUACAAAUCUGAGACUGCCAGCCUGCCCGACCCUGCGUAUGCUAGCAUCUGCUCACGGGCAUGCGCUAGCACACCGCUAAUAUGUAUAUGCAGAUAUACAUGUACAUUGCAUUGUAUUGUGAUGCUUGUAUUGCUGUGUUAAGAUUUCUAUUGCUAUUUAUUGAAAGUAUCCCUGCCCCAACCCUGUUAUUCUUCCAUGGACAAGCUGCUUGGAGUUGGAGAAACUUCUCCAAUUUUCCACCUCCAUGAUUUUUUUUUUUUUUCAUCCCGCUGUCUGAGCAUUGUUUCUCAAGCAGAAGGAAAUGGGUUUUUUAUUCAUUUUCUGUCCCUCAUAUUGAACUGUAAACUUCAAAAAUACCUCUUCAAAAACUUCACUCCUGUUCCUGGAGAUUUGGCAGGACAUCUCCUGAUCUCUUGGCUGGAAGAGCUUACUGCUGAAGCUUUGAGAAUGGCUCUCUGUCACUUAAAAAGUUUGAUAAUAUAUUUACUACUGCAGUGCUAUUUGUGGCUGUGUCCCCAUCUGUUCCUAAGGGCCCUGGGUGUACUAUGAAAAAGGAACAAAAAUGCUAUUAAUGUUUAAUUCCCUGUUCUGGGACUGUGCCCAGCUAGCCUUGAUCUAUCGCGUCUUAGUGCCUUUGUUUCAGUGGCGCAGGCAUUGCACAAGUAGCCUAUGUAUUUGCUAAGAGGAAACAGGUCCUCGAGUCCCCAAAAUGUGUUUACACCAAUAUUAAUAUUUUCCAACAAAAAGCUCUAUAAUGUGCUCCCCGGCGUGCUUACCUAUGUGAUUGUGUGACUGAGUUGUUUUUGAGUAGGGUUACUCGUGUGUAUUUGAAGCCUGCACUAUGAGCUGCAGAUGAUGGUGAUGAUGAUGGUGAUGUACACUAUGUCCAUAGUGUUUUAAUUGAGUACAGUAGCUGUGCCUACAUGGAUUCUUGCCGUGUUUUACCCAGUUUUCAGGGUCCUAUUACUCCCUUGGUUUUCGCAAGGGGCCUUAUGUUGAAAAGAUAUUUUUAUGCUUUUUAGUAUCCGUUUCAUCAUGUUUAUGUUUUAUAAUAUUUUUCAUGGCUUCCUUGGCUCCACUUGUAAACUGUAAAUUAUGCGUUCUAUAGAGCUCAGUUGAAAAGAUGCCUCGGUACUUUAAUUAUUGUAAUUAUGAAGAGAUGUAGCCUUUAUUAAAAUGUUCUAUUUUUCAAAUUAGCAAA